Molecule: messenger RNA, 2376 nt
Organism: Capsicum annuum
Lineage: Eukaryota; Viridiplantae; Streptophyta; Magnoliopsida; Solanales; Solanaceae
Product: homeobox protein BEL1 homolog
Exons: 5
Coding region: 226-2169 (647 amino acids)
Biological process (GO): regulation of transcription by RNA polymerase II
Molecular function (GO): RNA polymerase II cis-regulatory region sequence-specific DNA binding; DNA-binding transcription factor activity, RNA polymerase II-specific
Source: RefSeq, a predicted model, not a curated record
GUCUUUCUAAGUAUGUUUUUUUCAUAGUACACCAUGUUUCUUGUUUGGUUUUUUUAGAUAAAAUUGCUUUUUUAAACUUGUUCUUUUCUUGUUUUGAAGUUUUAACUAGUCAUCUAUGUCCAAAAAAAAAGUUGGUACAAGUGAAAAUUCAAACUUUUUGUUCAAAAAGAGUUAUGACAGUACUUAAAGAGUGAUAAAGUUGAGAUCUUUAUGUGCGUAUAAUAUAUGGCUAGUCAUCAUCAAGAAAGUGAAGAGAUUAAACCAAGAUUAUCAAUGGUUACUAAUACUGGUUAUUGGUUUGAUGGUCAUAGUAGUAAUUCAUCAAAUCCAAAUAUGGUUAAUCAUCAGAUGCAAAGUUUUGAAACAAAUCCUGAGAUGUAUAACUUGACUUCUGGUAUGGAAAUGAUAGGGUUUCUACCUAACACAAACGAUAAUCCUCAUCCUCAUAUGUUAUGGAAAGGUAAUAGCGGCGUUGGUGCUGGUGUUGGUGGUGGUCCUUCUUUAUCCAAGAACGAUACGAGUAGUAGUGAACAAUUUUACCAACAUGGUAAUAAUAUGUUGGUGGCAACAGAACAUUGGCAGCAUGAUGAUCCAUCUUUAAGAUGUGUUUUUCCAUGUGAAGGAAAUGAAAGGCCAAGUCAAGGACUUUCAUUAUCACUAUGUUCAUCAAAUCCUUCUAGUAUUGGUCUACAAUCUUUUGAACUAAGACAUCAUCAUCAGCAAGAAAUAGGACUAAUACAUGAUGGUUUCUUGGGUAAAUCUGCAAAUCUGCAACCGCAAAACAAUCAUCAAGGGUAUUUUCAUCAUCAGAUUAGGGACUCGAAAUACUUAGGUCCAGCGCAGGCGUUGCUCAGUGAAUUCUGUAGUCUUGGAAUAAAGCAGAAUGAUGAUCAUUCUUCUUCAUCAAAAGUACAAAAGCAGCAGCAACAACAGAAGCCCCACCAAUGGCAAGAUCAUGAGAGUGCUAGUACUUCAAAAAAGCAACUUUUACUACAGUCCCUUGACAUCAUAGAACUUCAGAAAAGAAAAACUAAAUUGCUUCAAAUGCUUGAAGAGGUGGAUAGGAGGUACAAGCAUUAUUGUGAUCAAAUGAAGGCAGUUGUAUCAUCAUUUGAAGCAGUGGCUGGAAAUGGAGCAGCAACAGUCUACUCAUCUUUAGCAUCAAGGGCCAUGUCAAGGCAUUUUAGAUUUCUAAGAGAUGGAAUUGUGGCACAAAUUAAGGCAACCAAAAAGGCCAUGGGAGAAAAAGACAGUUCAAGUAGUACACUUAUUCCUGGUUCAACAAGAGGUGAAACACCAAGACUUAGAGUUCUUGAUCAAACUCUAAGGCAACAAAAGGCUUUUCAACAGAUGAACAUGAUGGAAACUCACCCUUGGAGACCACAGCGCGGUCUCCCAGAAAGAUCAGUUUCUGUUCUCCGCGCUUGGCUCUUUGAACACUUUCUUCACCCGUACCCAAGUGAUGUUGAUAAACACAUUUUAGCUCGUCAGACUGGUCUUUCAAGAAGUCAGGUGUCCAAUUGGUUCAUUAAUGCAAGGGUAAGACUAUGGAAGCCAAUGGUGGAAGAAAUGUACUUAGAAGAAACUAAAGAAGAAGAAGAGAAUCUUGGAUCUCCAAAUGGAUCAAAAGCCCUUGAUGACAUGAAUGUUAUGAAUCAAAAUAAUCCUCAUCAGUCACACAUUGAUCAAGAACAAAAGCCAAAUCUUGUAAGCAUUGACUCUGAGUGUAUAUCUUCCAUCAUAAAUCACCCUCAUGAGAAAAAUGAUCAUACCAACAAAACUUCCCUUGAUCAACAUGACCAUCAUCAUCAAGUUCAAACCUAUGGAGUAAGAGGUGGAGGUCAACCGUUUGGCGCGAUAGAGCUAGAUUUUUCAACAAAUAUGGCCUAUGGUACUGGUGGUGACCAUGGAGGAAUGAGUAACAAGAAUCAUCUUGGAGUUGGAGGGGGUGUUUCUUUAACAUUGGGAUUACAACAACAUGGUGGAAGUGGAUCAAUGGGGUUAAGUACAUUUUCAUCACAACCACCUCAUCAUCAUCAAAGUUCACUUUUUUACAUGAAUCCUAGAGAUGAUCAAGUUCAAUAUUCAUCACUUUUGGACAGUGAAAAUCAGAAUUUGCCUUAUAGAAACUUGAUGGGGGCACAACUUCUUCAUGAUUUAGCUGGUUAAAAUUACAACAAGGAGAUAUAUAUUCUUGAUUUUGGACCUUAUUAUAUAAUUGGUUCUUGAUGAAUUAUUAUUGGUGAUGAUAGCAAGGUAGAUAUUUAGUAGUACUAGCUAGUAGUUGCAACAUGCAUGGGGUAUAGAUUAAAAGAAGUGAUUUGGAAUCAUAUACAAUUAUGAAAAAUUCUACAUUUUGGAAUUAUUUUUUUUAGG